ACCUAUAAUCUGUUUUUAAAGCUAGGAAGUAAAAUAUAUAUAUAUAUAUAUAUAUAUAUUUUUUUUUUCUUCGAAGUGCAUUCUUGUAAGAUGUAACAGAGAAGAGAAGGUUUAGCGAGUUUCGAGGUUGGAGGUUCAAUAACAAGCACUGAAACACGUUUAUUUAUUCCAACAUGCUCCGGAAGAUCACUAUUUCAAUUUAUCAUCCCAAUCUUGUAUAUUCUUCCUUCAACCCCUUAAUUACCCGCCAACUAUCUGUUUCCUCGUUCCCGCCAAACCCAUCGUAUUUGAAAUCACUAUGCUCCAACGGUCGGCUGAGAGAAGCUUUGGUGGAAAUGGCUGCUCAAGGCAUUGCUAUGAUGUUUGAAGGCUACGAUACCUUGUUGAAUGAGUGUGUGAACCAAAGGGCUAUUAGAGAAGGCCAAAGAGUGCAUGCCCACAUGAUUAAAACCUGUUAUCUCCCACCGGUCUACCUAAGGACUCGGCUAAUCGUUUUGUACAGUAAAUGUGAUUGUCUGGGUGAUGCACAGAGGGUGCUUGACGAAAUGACUCUUCGAAACGUGGUGUCAUGGACGGCCAUGAUUUCGGCUUAUGCUCAGAGGGGGUAUUCCUCCGAAGCCUUGAAUCUUUUUGUGAAAAUGUUAAGAUCAGAUUUUGCAGGUACAGAACCUAAUGAGUUUACUUUCGCGACUGUACUCACUUCAUGUACUGGUCCUUCAGGCUGUAACUUGGGAAGGCAAAUCCACUCUCUCAUAAUAAAAAGGAAUUUUGAAUCACAUAUAUAUGUUGGGAGUUCACUUCUUGACAUGUAUGCAAAAUCUGGUAGAAUCCAUGAAGCCCACAGGAUUUUCAAAUGCAUGCCAGAAAGGGAUAUUGUUUCUUGUACUGCUAUAAUCUCUGGCUAUGCCCAACUGGGUCUUGAUGAAGAGGCAUUGAAACUAUUCCGCCAGUUGCUGAGGGAAGGAAUGAUAGCAAACUAUGUUACUUAUGCCAGUGUCCUAACAGCUUUAUCUGGGCUUGCUGCAUUAGACCUUGGCAGGCAAGUUCAUAACCAUGUUCUUCGUUCCCAACUGCCCUCAUAUGUGGUUCUUCAGAACUCUUUGAUUGAUAUGUACUCAAAAUGUGGGGGCCUCUGUUACUCUAGAAGGAUCUUUGAUAGUAUGAAUGAAAGAACUGUUAUAUCCUGGAAUGCAAUGCUUGUCGGAUAUAGUAAACAUGGAAUGGGAAGAGAGGUGGUGGAGCUUUUCAAAUUAAUGAGAGAAGAAAACCAGGUCAAGCCUGACAGUGUAACUUUUCUUGCUGUUUUAUCUGGUUGCAGCCAUGGAGGGAUGGAAAAUAAAGGGCUGGAAAUUUUUGAUGAGAUGGCAAUUACAAGGGAUGGAGAGGAGCCAGAGAUGGAGCAUUAUGGAUGCGUUGUUGAUCUGCUUGGUCGUGCUGGUCGAGUAGAAGAGGCUUUGGAGUUCAUCAAAAAAAUGCCUUUUGAGCCAACUGCUGCUAUAUGGGGUUCACUUUUAGGUGCUUGUCGAGUCCAUUCAAAUGUUGAAGUAGGUGAAUUUGUGGGUCAUCGGCUUUUAGAAAUUGAGCCUGAAAACGCCGGGAAUUAUGUGAUCCUUUCUAAUUUAUAUGCCUCAGCAGGGAGAUGGGAAGAUGUAGGGACCAUAAGGGAAUUAAUGAAGGAGAAGUUUGUCAUAAAAGAACCAGGAAGAAGUUGGAUUGAGCUUGAUCAAAUCCUACAUACUUUUCAUGCAAGUGAUCGCUCCCAUCCAAGAAGGGAAGAGGUGUCAGCAAAGGUGAGAGAUUUAUCAGUCAAGUUUAAGGAGGCUGGCUAUGUUCCUGACUUGAGUUGUGUUUUAUACGAUGUUGAUGAGGAGCAAAAGGAGAAGAUACUUCUAGGCCACAGCGAAAAACUGGCUUUGGCUUUUGGGCUUAUUGCUACCUCAGAAGGAGUGCCAAUCCGUGUAAUAAAAAACCUUCGAAUUUGUGUUGAUUGUCAUAAUUUUGCCAAGUUUUUCUCGAAGGUUUGUGGCAGAGAGGUGUCCCUGAGAGAUAAAAACAGGUUCCAUCGAUUUGUUGGAGGAAUUUGUUCUUGUGGAGAUUACUGGUGAGUUUUGAAGACAGUUUGAUUCCAAAUCACCUUUAUGCUUUACCGAGGAAUGUUACAUGAACAAACACGAAAUCACGUGGUAGUGUAUUGACCACAGAGGAUGAUGAGCUACAAGGGUCACCCUUUCAGGUCCGCCAAGUUUUGUUGAGAUCAUAUUUUACCCAGAUCAUAGUAAAGAUGCCAGUUCUUUUCAAAUGGUAUGAUGCAGAAAUGAAAGCAAAUAUGCACUUGCUUACUAAAGAAACAAACUGGCUGAAUUUUGCUGGCUAAAAGAACAUAUCAAAGUUCAUCAAAAAUGAUGAUGGUUAAAAGGAUUCCACUCUACUUUCUCGGUGCUGUUUGAUCCUUGAGUUUUGGUAAAGCCUUAUUUCUUCUGGUUUCUGAAUACAGCUACAUAUGAUUGAAUGGGAGCCUUGGCGCAAGUCCAGAAAUUCGGAAAUCAUAAGUCUUUCUAUUUUAGUUCUCGGAAAGAUAUGGAGGAGCCUUCCUAAGAUGAUGUUGCCUGUGACCUUUUUCUAGCCAAGAAAAAAACUUUUAAUUUGAUUAUUCUUUAUAAAUUGAUACAGUAAGAUUUAUUUUUGUGCAA
This is a messenger RNA of Ziziphus jujuba (common jujube), 2690 nucleotides long. RefSeq names its product putative pentatricopeptide repeat-containing protein At3g13770, mitochondrial. The transcript is spliced from 2 exons. NCBI's taxonomy places the organism in Eukaryota, Viridiplantae, Streptophyta, Magnoliopsida, Rosales, Rhamnaceae. Gene Ontology annotation, biological process: RNA modification. The coding region runs from base 174 to 2105 and encodes 643 amino acids. Gene Ontology annotation, molecular function: RNA binding; zinc ion binding; protein binding. The record is from RefSeq and is a predicted model, not a curated record.